This is a messenger RNA of Etheostoma cragini (Arkansas darter), 800 nucleotides long. RefSeq lists its product as uncharacterized. The record is from RefSeq and is a predicted model, not a curated record. Bases 32 to 796 code for a protein of 254 amino acids. Gene Ontology annotation, molecular function: N-acetylgalactosaminide beta-1,3-galactosyltransferase activity. Gene Ontology annotation, cellular component: membrane. Lineage: Eukaryota; Metazoa; Chordata; Actinopteri; Perciformes; Percidae. The transcript has 2 exons.
CCCUAACACAACACGGGUACUGUGCUGGAUCAUGACGGGUCCCAAGAACUUGGAAUCUCGCACCAAGCACAUCCGGGAAACAUGGGCCAAGCGCUGCAACAAGGUGCUGUACAUGAGCUCUGUGAAGACUGACUUCCCCACUGUGGCGCUGAACGUGAGCGAGGGGAGGGACAAUCUGUACUGGAAGACCAUCAGAGCCUUUCAGUACGUCCACCAGCACCACCUGGACCACGCAGACUGGUUCCUGAAGGCGGACGAUGACACCUUUGUGGUCAUGGAGAAUCUACGCUACAUGUUGUCCAAGUAUGAUCCAGAAAAGCCGUUAUACCUGGGCAGGAGGUUUACCCCCUUCAUCAGGCAGGGCUACAUGAGUGGGGGAGCAGGGUAUGUCCUCAGUAAGGAGGCACUCAGGAGAUUUGUCACAGGGUUUAACACUGGGGCAUGUACCCACUUCUCCAACAUCGAGGACAUGGCUCUGGGAAAAUGUAUGGAGACGAUGGAGGUGAAGCCCGCUGACUCCAGAGACGUGAUGGGGAGACAAACAUUCCAUCCUUAUCCUCCAGACCGGUACCUGGUCAGAAGGCCCCCGAGACCACGGCCUUGGUAUCGGAUUUACGACCAUUAUACUCCAGUAGAGGGUCCAGGCUGCUGCUCAGAUUUGGUUGUGUCCUUUCACUACAUUUACGCCGUCCAGCUGUACGUUUUGGAGUACCUGACGUACCACCUGCGGCCAUAUGGAUACAAAUACAGAUUUAAUCCGGAUAGUGAAGAAUUUCACACAACUGUGUCUACAUAAAAUG